Messenger RNA from Nasonia vitripennis (jewel wasp), 906 nucleotides. RefSeq lists its product as uncharacterized. The record is from RefSeq and is a predicted model, not a curated record. Lineage: Eukaryota; Metazoa; Arthropoda; Insecta; Hymenoptera; Pteromalidae. The transcript is spliced from 2 exons. Bases 342 to 755 code for a protein of 137 amino acids.
UCGCCAGUUGACGGUCCGAUUCCUAUACUGUUCCUCGAAUCUGUAAUUCUGGCGCCAAAAUUUGAAAUAUGCUGAAAAAAAAUCAGUAAUAUACGUUGCGAGAAAUCUCACAUCAACAACAACCUGAUACCUCUAUCAGAAAAUAGUGUUCUAUUUCUCAAACAAACAUUCAAACGACGAGAACAAAAUGCAUCCGACAACGACAAGACUCGCGAUAACUUUCACAUCGUACCCAUUUCCUUCCCAUCGGAAAAUCUUUUUCCCCGUUUUCGGCCCGAAUCACCUCCCAAAUUCCAAGUAAAUUUCACUGAAAAAUCCGAAAUUCAAAAAAACGGAGCAAAAUGUGCGACUUUCUGCCAUCAUCGGUUCAUAAAAUCCUGGACGACGUGGAGUUUAGCCUGAGCCUGCCGAUUCUUUUCGUGAUCGGUAUGUGCACCAUUCAUCUCGCAGUGAAUCACUCGAUGCACAUCGCGUGCAAUGUAAAGGAGAUAAUGCGGAAGAGGUCGGAGAAACGCAGGAAACAGCGCAAGUGCGUCAAAGAGGGGCCCGGCAUGAUGGAGCGGAUCAAAGCGUUUGCUUCGUCGUUCUUCUCGAAAUCUAAUAAAAUCAGCUGUCCAGAGAAACCGAGGAAGUGCAUCAAGAGUAAACCGGCUUGUAAAAGAUCUUGUGGGGAUAAAGGCGAUUUAAAGUCUAACGGUGACGACGAUUGGGACGAUGAGGAAGACGACGAUAUGGAUGAUUUGAUGGAUGAUUAAAUAUAAAUUUUGUUGUUAUACCUUCUUCUUACAUUUUAAUAUUGUUAUAUGUAGAAUCUAGUGGGCUGUUAAAAAAUAUUGUCAAUUUUCGUGUUUCAAGUUCAAAAGACAUUAAAGUUUCAAUAAAUUCAACUUGUAUUCGAACGAUUAA